This is a messenger RNA of Acanthoscelides obtectus, 789 nucleotides long. Lineage: Eukaryota; Metazoa; Arthropoda; Insecta; Coleoptera; Chrysomelidae. The record is from the annotation of a GenBank genome assembly.
AUGGAGCUAAUACUUUGCGACGAUUGCCUCAAGCCGUUCCCUAGCAAAAAGCUGUUGGAUACCCAUCGGUUCCUGGAUCAUAACGUCGAGGCCGAAUAUCCUUGCGAUGUGUGCGACGAAACCUUUCGCGAUAAACACCUCCUGAACCGACACAUGAAGCAGAAGCACAUCACGAACAAAUGCGAGUUGUGUGGCCAUAGGUUUUCGACAAAAUUCUACCUUACAGAACAUAUUAAAACAGUACACGAGGGCCUUCGAUAUAAUUGCCCGCAUUGCGAAAGAACCUUUAAACAGAAACGUUACUACAACGCACAUUUAAAAACACACAAACAAGGGUACGUGGAAGUGAAAUACCCAUGCACCCAAUGUUCUGUCGCGUUAUCUACACAAAGGAAACUGGUCGUACACGUGAAAAGAAAGCAUUCCGAUUGGAAGGGUACCCCGUGCACGUACUGUGGAAAGACGGUGAAAGAGAUGAACAGUCAUAUCAGAAGAACACACUUUGGCGAAAAACCGUAUCAAUGUCAGUUUUGUGAUAAGUCUUUUGCCAGUCUACAUAACAAAGCGAAUCAUUUGAGAGUGCAUACCAACGAGAGGCCUUACGAAUGCGAAGAUUGCGAUAAAAGCUUUACUCAGCGUAAUAUCUUGAAAACGCAUACUAUGAGGUGCCACUCGAAAGAGAGACCUUUCAGCUGUGACAUAUGCUGUAAGGGGUUUGUGACCAAGACGUUACUCAAAAGCCAUCGAUGCAAGAUAUCCGAGGAUUACUUCAAUCAAGCUUCUGACUAG